Molecule: messenger RNA, 1077 nt
Organism: Fusarium vanettenii 77-13-4
Lineage: Eukaryota; Fungi; Ascomycota; Sordariomycetes; Hypocreales; Nectriaceae
Exons: 2
Coding region: 101-937 (278 amino acids)
Biological process (GO): mitochondrion organization
Cellular component (GO): mitochondrion; membrane
Source: RefSeq, a predicted model, not a curated record
AUCAUCGCCGUCCGUCGAAUCCGAAAAGCUUCACCAAGAGCUCGACCCCGCCAACUCUCGAGGCGAUCUAUAUUCAAGCGAACUACGGGAAAGAUUCACAAUGGCGGGCGCUGCGAGAGCCCUCAACUGGAUGUACCGCAUGGCGGUGCCGGCCUCGGCCGCCUUCUUCAUUGGCAGCCAGGCCAUCUACGAUGUCAAGGGUGGAACGCGGGCAGUCAUCUUUGAUCGAGUGAGCGGUGUCAAGGAGACUGUUAUCAACGAGGGCACUCACUUCCUGGUCCCCUGGCUGCAGAAGAGCAUCAUCUUUGACGUGCGGACCAAGCCCAGGAAUAUCGCAACCACAACGGGCAGCAAGGAUUUGCAGAUGGUUAGCUUGACCCUGCGAGUGCUGCACCGGCCAAGCGUCAAGGCCCUCCCCAAGAUCUACCAGAACCUCGGCAUCGACUAUGAUGAGCGAGUCCUCCCCUCCAUCGGAAACGAGGUCCUCAAGUCCAUCGUCGCCCAGUUCGACGCCGCAGAGCUCAUCACCCAGCGAGAGGCCGUCUCUGAGCGCAUCCGCGCCGACCUGACCCGCCGCGCCGCCGAGUUCAACAUUGCCCUGGAGGACGUGUCCAUCACCCACAUGACCUUCGGCCGCGAGUUCACAAAGGCCGUCGAGCAGAAGCAGAUUGCCCAGCAGGACGCCGAGCGAGCACGCUUCAUCGUUGAAAAGGCCGAGCAGGAGCGACAGGCCAACGUCAUCCGCGCCGAGGGAGAGUCCGAGUCUGCCGACGCCAUCAGCAAGGCCAUUCAGAAGGCUGGUGAUGGCCUCAUCCAGAUCCGAAAGAUUGAGGCCAGCCGAGAGAUUGCCGCCACUCUGUCGUCGAACCCCAACGUGGCGUACCUGCCUGGUGGAAAGCAGGGCGGUCAGUAUCUUCUGUCGGUGGGCAAGGCUUGAGAAGUGAAUGUAUCAUGUAAAGAAAGGGAAAGGAAAUGAUUGGGAACUCCCCGCUUAUCGUUGGUAAUGAAUGGCUAUUCAUGAGCGCCGACUCUGUAUUUUUAGAACGAGACAAGACGGGAAUACCAACCCUAUCUCGC